This is a messenger RNA of Exophiala mesophila, 2712 nucleotides long. RefSeq lists its product as uncharacterized. The transcript is spliced from 3 exons. Gene Ontology annotation, molecular function: ATP hydrolysis activity; ATP binding. Bases 178 to 2388 code for a protein of 736 amino acids. Lineage: Eukaryota; Fungi; Ascomycota; Eurotiomycetes; Chaetothyriales; Herpotrichiellaceae. The record is from RefSeq and is a predicted model, not a curated record.
CUUGAUUGAUCAUUUACCUAAAUAACAACAACUUUCCUAGGAGCAUCCAUGUGAGUCUGUGAGCAAUGCUCUGUCAAAGACUCUAGCGACAUCACAAAUCCAACGUCUUUGCAAUACACCAAACUUUUUCAGUUACAACAGAAGAUCCCAACCCUGAAACUCCCAGGGCCGAGAGCUAUGCCUAAAGCAAGCAAAGCUGCCACUAAAUCCGCCAUCGACCCCACCUCCACCACACUCGUUGUCACCAGCCAACAGUCGCGCUUCCAUGUCGAUGCAGUUGACGCUCCAACAUCCAAAGACAUUGAUGUCAAGGACUUGACUUUAUCCAUUGGUGGUCGUGAAUUGCUUGAUCACGCCCAUUUACGCAUCGUGGAGGGCGUCCAUUAUGUCCUUGCAGGUCGUAAUGGAACAGGCAAGAGUUCGCUGUUGAGAGCGCUCGCCGAGAGACGAGUGCCGGGUGUGCCGUCGAAUCUCAGGAUCUUGCUAUUAGGACAAACUCGGAUCGACGCCGGUGAGGAAGCGGAUGCCAGUGUGGACAGAGAGGAUGAAAGGGAGAGCACCAAAGAGAAGACCGUUCUGGAGCACGUUACGACAAGUGACAAAAGGAGAGAACGAGCCUUGAGGAAUGCAACGCGUCUAUCAAUGGCGAUUGAGGAGAAGGCCGAUGCAAAGAAGAUCGUCAGAACCGUUCGCUCAUUGCAGCUUGAACAGGCCAGGCAGGAACUAUCAGAAGCGCAAUUGAUUGCUGCGAGGAGAAGUGGAGCGAGAGGACUCAAGGCCAGGCAGGUCUUGAUUGAGAAAGAGAAGGCAGUGAAUGACGCGGAGAAGCAGUUUGAAGAAUCAAAUAUCGAAGAUGAACACGAUGCGAUGAAAGCGGGCAUUGAUAUGCUCGAGGCUACGAGGUUGGCGUUGGAAGCAAUGGACGCCGGUAGCACAGAGGCUCGUGCAAGGACGAUUCUUCUAGGUCUGCGUUUCUCUGAGGAACAGAUCGACAAGCCUGUCACAUCAUUGUCAGGAGGUUGGCGGACGCGAUGCGAUCUUGCAUGUGCGCUCAUUCAAAAGACAGACGUUCUCAUGCUGGACGAACCGACCAAUUUCCUCGAUCUACCGGCCAUUGUCUGGCUCCAAAGAUACAUCGAAUCAUCACUCACCGGCGUCUCCGUGGUUGUGGUUACCCAUGACCGUGAUUUUGCCGAUGCUGUGGCUCAAGAGCUCUUGCUUGUACGAAUGGCUCCCGCAAAGACUCUCGAGGUGUUCAAAGGAAACCUUUCAGAGUAUGAAAACGAAAAGAGGAGGCAAAUCAGGAGGAUGACCAAAAUGGCCGAGGCACAGGAUCGCAAGACCAAGCAUAUCGAAGAAACCAUCUCCAAGAACGUCAAGGCCGCGAAAAGGACAGGAGAUGACAAGAAAUUGAAACAAGCUGCGUCGAGGAAGAAGAAACUGGACGAAAGAAUGGGCAUGGAAGUCGGUCAGAAUGGAGGAAGAUUCAAGCUCAAUCGAGACAUGGUCGGCUUCUUCACAAAUAACAGAAACGGCAUCGAAAUUCCCGAGUUUGAUCCUCCUGUGUCGAUUGCAUUACCAGACCAGCCGACGCCACUUCGUCACGCAGGACCGCUGUUCAGUUUCGAGGACGUCUGGUAUUCGUAUCCGAAGUCUGGGAUCUGGACCCUCAAGGAGAUCAGUCUCGUUAUGCAUCCUGGUGAACGUAUCGGUCUUGCUGGAUUGAACGGAAGCGGCAAGUCGACUAUGGUGAAAUUGCUGAUGGGUGCGGUGUCUGGUGGCGAGCCCCGGCCGAGAAAAGGGACUAUCACCGUGCAUUCCAAGGCGCGAGUUGCUUGCUAUUCCCAGCAUGCGGUGGAGGAGCUUGAAUCAAUUGGCAGAGACAACCCUGAGCGCACAGCGCUGGCUCACCUCAUGCAGACUGAGGGUUGGACAGGAGACGAGCAGGAAGCGAGAGGAACACUUGCAAAACUUGGACUUCGUGGAAACCUUGCCUCAGACGUGCCGCUGAUGGCAUUGUCGGGUGGUCAACGAGUGCGGCUUGCUCUCGCACAGGUCUUCUUCUCGUCGCCUCAUCUGGUGGUAUUGGACGAGGUCACCACUCACCUUGAUGCCGACACGAUCGAUGGGAUGAUCGAAGCCUUGAAGACAUGGGAAGGUGGCCUACUCGUGAUCACUCACGAUCGCCACUUUAUGCGGUGCGUGGUCGACCGUGAGAAACUUGUCCGUCAUGGAGACGACGAUGACAGCAGCUCCAGUGAGGAUUCGGACGAAGAGACCCCGGGUACAGUAUACCACGUGCGCAAGGCUGGUAUCCGCAAGCUUGAAAGAGGCAUGCAACAGUACGAGGAUAUUGUGGCCAAGUCGGUGGACAAGCUUCGGGUGUAAGAGUUAAAAGGGCCUUAUUCUUCUCUAUGGGAGACAGCCAAUUAAUUAAGCCCGUGCCCAGCCCGUGCUUCUAUUUCCCCAUCCGUGAUGCUAGAUCGAUGGAAGACCGUUCGGCGUCACAGACUUUGAGCCGUGAUCCAAUACCCCGACUAAUGUACCACGUGCGGAUUCAUUGGCUGAAACAGGCUCUCUUGGCGGAAUCGUCUUAUGCUUCCAUGCGAGGUAACGUCAUGGUCUGUGCUCGUCACUGAAUAUCAGAUACCUAGUCACCGACUAAAUCUCGAACAUGGGCACGGGUGUCUCAAUCGGAUGGAAGGAUUUAUG